GAAUGACAAAAAUGAGGUCAAAGUCUGAAGCAUGAUCUUCUUUGAAAUGAGAGGAAAUUAACUUACUGUGUUCCAGGACAAUAAGCACUUGUUGCUUCAAACCACAAUAGAACCUUUCCUUUCAAAAGCAAACACCAUCUGGAAGCUAGUUCCUACAUGCAACAGGAACAUUUUUUUUAGAGAAAGGAACUACUGCUAUACAAAACCUUUUAUUCAUAGUCAUUUUCUGCUCAAACAGAUUGAAGGGUCAAAAGACUUCAAAAUCAUUAGCAAAAUGGAUUGGACACCUGGGGAACUAGCAGCCCAUGAUCUCUUGUGGGAAUUGAGGCCCUUCCUACAACAGCAAUGGCAAAUUUUUGAGCAAAGGAGGUUUCAGAAAUACACCACUCUUCCUCACUGUCAGUUUGUACAGGAAAUCUCUGAUGACGUGUCACCUAAGAAGCUAUUGGCGUUCCAGUCAAGCUAUCUUUCAUUUAUGUUGAAGAAUGAUUGAAGAUUGUGGGAAAAGAGGAAAUACCAUGGCAGAAAGAAGGCAGCUGUUUGCCGAAAUGCGGGCUCAAGAUCUGGAUCGCAUCCGUUUAUCCACCUACAGAACAGCAUGCAAGCUUAGAUUUGUACAGAAGAAAUGCAACUUACAUCUGGUGGACAUUUGGAACGUUAUAGAAGCAUUGCGAGAAAAUGCAUUAAACAACUUGGACCCAAACAUAGAAUUGAAUGUGGCUCGUCUGGAAGCUGUGCUUUCAACUAUUUUUUACCAGCUCAACAAACGGAUGCCAACUACUCACCAGAUCAACGUAGAGCAAUCCAUCAGCUUAUUGCUCAACUUCCUGCUAGCGGCCUUCGAUCCGGAAGGACAUGGUAAAAUUUCAGUUUUUGCUGUCAAAAUGGCUUUGGCAACUCUUUGUGGAGGAAAGAUCAUGGACAAAUUAAGAUAUAUUUUCUCAAUGAUUUCAGACUCUGGUGGAGUGAUGGUUUAUGGAAGGUAUGAUAUGUUUCUGCGGGAGGUUCUCAAACUUCCCACUGCAGUUUUCGAAGGUCCUUCAUUUGGUUACACGGAGCAAUCGGCAAAAUCCUGUUUCUCUCAACAGAAAAAAGUCACAUUAAAUGCUUUCUUGGAUACUCUCAUGUCUGACCCCCCGCCGCAGUGUCUGGUCUGGCUACCACUUCUGCAUCGAUUGGCAAAUGUUGAAAAUGUCUUCCAUCCUGUUGAGUGUUCCUACUGCCACAGUGAGAGCAUGAUGGGAUUUCGCUAUCGGUGCCAGCAGUGUCACAAUUACCAGCUCUGUCAGGACUGCUUCUGGAGGGGACAUGCCAGUGGUUCCCAUAGCAACCAGCACCAAAUGAAAGAAUACACAUCGUGGAAAUCACCUGCUAAGAAGCUAACUAAUGCACUUAGCAAGUCUUUAAGCUGUGCUUCCAGCCGUGAACCUUUGCACCCAAUGUUCCCUGACCAGCCUGAAAAACCUCUAAACCUGGCUCAUAUUGUGCCUCCCAGACCUGUAACCAGCAUGAAUGAUACGCUAUUCUCCCACUCUGUUCCCUCAGGAAAUACUUUCACAAACAGAAGGUUACUUGAGGGUAUAAAUGUAGCCAGUCCUGUAGCUGAUGAGCAUUCUCUUAUAAAGCUGUAUGUAAAUCAGCUUCACAACAAUUCACGCUCUCCUUACAAGAAUAAUGAAGUAGAGCAGAACAAAUUGCUGGCUAGGGCUGCUCCAGCUUUCUUGAAAGGCAAAGGGUUACAGUACAGCCUCGAUGUUGCAGACAGGCUGGCCGAUGAACAUGUACUCAUCGGGUUGUAUGUCAACAUGCUCCAGAGCAACCCCUCACGCAUGCUUGACAGUGCAGGCCGUCUAGAUGAAGAGCACAGACUGAUCGCCAGGUAUGCAGCGAGACUGGCAGCAGAGACUACUGCAUCACAGCAGCAGCAGCAGCAGCAGGGUCAGCAGAGAGGUGCCUCAGAUAUCUCUUUCACCAUUGACGCAAAUAAGCAACAAAGACAACUGAUUGCAGAGCUUGAAAACAAGAACAGAGAAAUCUUACAGGAGAUCCAGAGGUUGCGGCUUGAACAUGAGCAGGCAUCUCAGCCCACACCAGAGAAGGCACAACAGAACCCCACUCUCCUUGCAGAGCUCCGACUCCUGAGACAGCGGAAGGAUGAGCUCGAACAGAGGAUGUCUGCUCUUCAGGAAAGUCGAAGAGAGCUGAUGGUACAGUUGGAAGGCCUCAUGAAACUACUGAAGACUCAAGGAGCAGGCUCCCCUCGAUCUUCACCCAGUCACACUAUCAGCCGACCUAUUCCUAUGCCAAUCAGGUCUGCAUCUGCCUGCUCCACCCCAACCCAUACACCUCAGGACUCUCUGACGGGUGUGGGAGGAGACGUGCAAGAAGCUUUUGCGCAAAGCACAAGGCGAAAUUUAAGAAAUGACUUACUAGUGGCAGCAGAUUCGAUUACCAAUACCAUGUCUUCUCUGGUGAAAGAGCUAAACUCAGAGAUGGGCAGCGAGACGGAGAGUAACGUGGAUUCUGAGUUUGGACGGACUCAUUUUGAUGAUCUUGUUCCAUCACCGACUUCUGAAAAGGCUUUCCUUGCACAAAUCCAUGCCCGGAAGCCAGGAUAUAUUCACAGUGCAGCUGCCACUGGCACCAUUCGCAGUGACAUGGUUACAGAAGAUGGAGACCCCUAUGUUAGAGCAGAUGAUGAGAACUAUGAAAACGACUCUGUCCGCCAGCUGGAAAAUGAGCUCAAGAUGGAGGAAUAUCUGAAACAAAAGUUGCAGGAUGAAGCCUACCAGCAGGCAAGCUGCAGUCAGACAGACAACGAAAGCUAUGUAAGAACUGACGAUGAGGAGAGCUGCAUUCGAACCGAUGACGAAGAAAACCUGGCUGCAAACUUCACAGAAGAAUGGAACCAACAAGUGCAGCAUCUCUUGACAAAAAAAUCAAAUGACUAACUAAUUUCCGAGGACUGUAGCACAGUACUUUUGUUCUAAGAGUUCUAGUUUGUAGGUGUGUGUUUUGAGAAAAAGACUUUUGUUUAAAGCUAACUUAUAUUAGCUACAUCUUCUGUAACAUGGCUCAUUACCGAUGAAGAAAGCAGGCUGAAACGUGUGCUGCUCUUACAAAUAAUAGCAGUAUCAACAAAACAUGUAAACCCUUUGCACACGAUGUUGAACCUAUUCAGUUUACAAUUACAAUACUGUUUAUAGAUUUCAAUUUGAUUUCUGAAUACGUCAAGAUUUUAGUAGAACAGUUUACUAUACACUGUAAAUUUUUCUUUCACAGAAGAAAUAAAAAAGCUACAAUUAUGCAGUUAACACUGAAUGAUUAUACUCCUGAGUGUAUAUAUUUAGUAGCCCAAAAGCAAAGUAUCAGACUAUGUUUGCAAUUUGUUUUAAAGUCUUUUACAUAAAAGACUUGUACAAAAUGCACUAAAAAAACCCUCUAAUUUAGGGCUAACGUGUAACUUAGGAAUGUUUUCUUUCAAAGUAAUCUAACAAAUCAGCCAUAGAAGUUAGUGUAAAUAUUUUUUUUCCAAAUAGAUAUCAUAUACAAAAGGCAACAUUCAAAUUAUAUAGAAUCUAGUUUUUAAAUCAGCACAGAUCUUCUUAAAACUGUGAACUAUGUUUUGAAAUACUCGUUACUAAAGCUGUUUAUAAACCACAGGUGCCAUAAGAUCCCUAAACUGACUGAAGUUAUGUAUAAUCUUCCAUGGUAUUGUUUCAUUGAUGUUUUAGCUUUAGUAAACGUGUUCAACAAAUCAGCUCUUUCCAUUUUUCCCCUUCCCCAUCAUGUUAUUUUUGAGGCCUUCAGCUUUAAAUAUAUAGGCUUAAAGUGCGCUUUCAAUUGUUUCCUUUCAUUUCCAAAUGUGUAUUGCCUUAGCCAGCCACCAGAUGUUCUGCAUGCGUUCUUGGAAAUAUGUAGUGAGACUCAUGGAGCUGAAUGGAGACUUAGCAAUCAGUGAAAUGCAUAAGGAAAACAGAGUUGUUUUUGAAAGAACAGGGAUAGGGUUACAGAACUAGCGUAUUGUCUCUGCUAGUAACUCUUUAACUUUUUAUCUUACCCAGGGGAAAAUUAUGAGAGAAAGUGGGCCUUUUCGAUCAUGCAGGAUAACAAAUUGAAAAUGUUAGUUGUACAGUGCUUGCCUUGCCCUUACUACUAUCCUAAAUGUAGUUUUGACCAGAGUUUGAAGUGAAAUAGCUGGUAAUAUCUCACAUAGGACAUUACUUAGGAAUGAAGUGACACUGUCUUGCAGCCCUGAAAAUUCUAGGUUUUCAUACAGAUAGACCACACCUGGCAUGGUCGGUCUUCAGUGAGUGAUGAGGUACUGAUGUAAAACAGGUGAAAGCAUGUCUGUCUAACCUUUCUUUCAUGGUAACAUUUUAGAAUGUGUCCUGGAUUGCUCCAUAGCUUGUCCCAAUAAAUUCACUCGCUAUAUGUCUGUACGCGAUCUUUAGUCGCAUGGCUGUUUCACUGAGAUUGAGUGUUAGGGAAUGUAUAUCUGUAUGAAAGAGUUACUGCUUUUUUUUACUUUCAUACAGUAUUAUUGCUUAUACAGACCCCUUGCCCACAUCUCCUUGUAUAUCUGAGCCUGGUCUCAGAUACCCAAAUUGACACUCCUGCAACUAGCUAUCUUCACGUAGGCUUCCCCGCACUCCUCCCAAUCAUUGGUCUUUGCUUCUGUGGUAUAGGCCAGCCUGAAAAGGUAGGCACCAUACCUAUGAUGGUAUAUGUCUCCUACAGCCUCUUCUCAGGAAUGGGUGAGCCUUCCAUUAGUGCCUAGCACUCAACCCUGAAAACUACUACAGUGAAGUUACAGCCAAUGCUGUCAGCUCAGGAUUCAAGUCAAGCAUUUCCUGAACACAGACAAAGUGAGCUAGCACACAACUACGUGCCAUGGCUGACUGAUUCAACAACCUAUGUUACGUUUAACGGCAUCUAGAUUAGCUACCUUACGUAACUCCCAUGUCUGUGUACACGUCAUCAUCAUCAUGCUGAAAGUAAGUGCAAUAGUAUAAAUCCAUUGCCAGGGCUCCAGGAUUAAUAUAAUGAAAAAUGUUGACAAACCAACCAGUUUUCUCUCAGGCUGGUGUUAGCAAGGCAAUCCCAGACAGAGUUCUAGUGACCUCUUCCACUUUAGAGCUCUGAGAUGAAGCACUUUUUAGUUGGCUCUCCGAAUCUCUAAUUUAAGCUUUUGUUGUUGUUUUCCCCCCCGCCCCCCCAGUGGUAAAGCUGGCUACAUUUUACACAGUUGGUCUUUGACUGUUUGUCAGAUAUUAUUUUGGUUGUGACAAAGUUACAGAAAUGGUCCCCAGUAGUAGCCUUUUCUAACUACAAAUGCCCAACCACAGCAGUCAAAACUCCCUGAGAGGUUGACUGUCAUAGGAGGGAAGGACUACUCAGUAGUUUGCAAUCAGGACACAGGGAUGUAAAGAUAAAUAGGGUUCUUGAAUGUUGAAAGUUGAGGAGGAGAAUAGGUUAUCUGUAAGUAGUAAUGUUAACUAACCUGCAUAAUAAGGUGUGUGGCCUUUGUUGUGAUAUAUGUAUUUUCUUAUAUGCAUGAGCCAAAUUGUUGAAUCAUUAUUUAGCACAGGUGUCUGCCUUUACUUUUAGUCAUCUUCUCCCAUCCUUAUUAAUUCUUGGCAAUUAUUGUAGAUAGACCUUGUAAAUAUUGCAACCUCAGGUUGCUGCAAUCUCAUAGGUUCAAUUCAGCAGAAGGAGCCAUGAACAACAAGCACUCCACUGUGUCCUGAAGAGAGAGGGCAUUUUUAUCUUUGAACCAAAAAUGUAUGAAGAGUUACAUCUUGAGGCUAACAACUGUAAGACAUUUUUAAACUACUGUACUUGACACCACUUGAGACAGAUGUAGAGACACUAAAGAUUUCACACUAUUCAUUGGUAUUGUAACAGAACUACUAUUGUAUGGGUUUUUUGUAUUGCUGUUAAGUAUUGUUUUGUGUGUGUGUUGGAACCUACUGGGGACAUGUUAUAUUUUGAAGUGAUUAAACUAUUUAAUUGUGUGUCUAUAUUUUGGAAUGGAAUUAUUUCUUCAUUAAAAAGGAUUUUUAAAAAUA
This is a messenger RNA of Mauremys mutica (yellowpond turtle), 6071 nucleotides long. RefSeq names its product dystrobrevin alpha (gene DTNA). Gene Ontology annotation, molecular function: zinc ion binding. The record is from RefSeq and is a predicted model, not a curated record. NCBI's taxonomy places the organism in Eukaryota, Metazoa, Chordata, Testudines, Geoemydidae. Gene Ontology annotation, biological process: synaptic signaling. Gene Ontology annotation, cellular component: plasma membrane; synapse. The transcript is spliced from 26 exons. Bases 486 to 2951 code for a protein of 821 amino acids.